GCGACGAGAACCAAUCAGAUAGAGCCAUAUUCAGCUCCACAGAAACAUCUUCGGUUGUUGAGGAACUCAAUCAGUGACGCAUUGAGGGCAGGUUUUGACUUUAAGCGUCCUUAGCUACCUGGUUUUUUCCUGCUUAUCUGAGGCAGGCGGCUGUUCCAGCUCAUGAACACAGCUCUUUACAUGUGCAAACUUCUGCACUUACAUGCAAGUGACUGUGGAGAACAUCUCUGCGCCACGGUGCGCCUCCAUCGCCUCCAAGUGCUUUGGCUCCCUGGCCAGGAGUUCCGGCUCCAACUUGGAAAAGCAUCAGUCGCAUCUCAGCCGGAAAUUUCCAGGCAAAAAGAUGAGGAAGGAGCCAGAUACAGUGAACUCAAGCCAAGACAUCAGCCUAAGGAAAAAGCUUCUCAGAGAACCAAACAAAUACAGUUGUUCAGGCCCUGUCCAACUCACCAGAAGUGCUAACAGAGGCCUAUCAAAUGACCAAAGUGACUCAGUGUGUUCUCAGAGCUCCACUGGUGACUGUAGCCCAGCGAGCCUUCUGACAACGUGUUCAUGCAGCGCUGGCUACGCCACAGGCUUCUCCACCGAACACAGCUCCAUCUACUCCUGGAGAUAUGAUGAGUUUGACCAGGAGAAUACUCAGCAUGUACGACAGCUCUUUAGCGCCCUGGAUGAACUGCUGUAUGAAGGUAAAGUGUGCAGUAAAUCAGAGUCUCUGCGCAAGGAGUGUGAGGAGUGGAACACACACUCCCCCCACCUCAGGAUUUUAGGCAAUCAGUUGGAGCCUCCAAAGCAAGAGGGAAUUCAGUAUGUGCACUGGAGAGCCACUAGCACUAGGACUGCAGCGUCACUUGCAUGCCUGGAUACAAGAGACAACCACAGCGAGCUAUGUGUGGAGGGCCACAGACUAGCCCCGGGAUCCUGGUCUGGUCAGUCUGUACACUCUGGGUUGCCUAUUUCAGAGCUAUCAUGCACUCUUAUCCCUCAAGAGGAGGAGAUCUACGAGGUAGAGGGCAGGAUAGAGGAGUUUCUAGCUUAUGAUGGGAGAGAAACGGACAAUGAGGGAAUGGAUCAGAGGAAGGCCUCAGCCAUUGCCUCCUGGGAUGGUAUCCCCCGCAUGUCCCCCAACGCCUGCAUCCGUGGUGCUGUGGCUGAUGAGCUGUUUGAUGAUGUAUGGCGGGAAGUAGUGUGUUUACUGGAAGAUUUGUUGCGCAAACACUGGGAGAAGCAACAUUCUGACGGCGCAACACAGAGAUGGACGCUGGAGAGCUCAAGCCAAAUCGUUUGUGAAACUUCAUCACACCUCCCAUCAAGGGGAAGCCACAUUUCUCCUAGCAGAGGCCCUAAUAGCAGGAGCAUGUUUCUAUGGCCAAACACCUAUCAUGGGCAGGACUCAAAUGUCUUUAAGACUAAUUUAAAUGGUGUUAUGACAAUCCAAGCAAAGCCUUUGCAACAAAGACAGCAGGGAUAUGGCGAGAGGUCAUUGUGUGACUCAGAUGAUGGAAGCACCAUACUCACCACCCUGAAGACCCCAAGUGGAAUGAGCACACACUCACACAAACCCUCUGGCCAGCGGAUUCUCCCCAGACUCAGCGGCAGAGCUCUUCUGCGACACAACUUCCCAGCACAAAGCUCCCUGCGAGGAACCAGACUAUCCACUGUGGCUGAGGACCUGCUCACUCCACCUGUGAGUGCAGUUCAGAACCACAGACUUCCUCUCAUCCACUCUGACUGUGCAGAGCAAGAUUGUAACAUUCCUGCUCUGAGACAUACACAGCUCAGGGGUCGGAUCAUGAGAGGUGGUGCAGUGCACACAGUGUCCAGCCUCCCACCCCUGAAAGAGCCAACUCUACUGCUGGAGUCCCUAUCCCGCCCCAACACCAACCACACGUUCAGAUCAGAAACACCCAUGAAAAGUUCCUACACAGCCAUGGAUUUUGCCUUUAGUAUGAAGACAGGGAGAAGCCUUUUCACUGGGAACUUCUCCAAAACAGGUGAUGGCACACCUAUGGGUGUAACAGGCUUCAGCAUGGGCAUCACCUCUUCUACAGCUAAUGGCUUUUCUGACUGUGCCACACCACCGAAGAGACGCACACAUCUUCUGUCCUCCUCUGAUGGCGAGGGGGGGAACAUAACUGUACUUGGAUCAUUAGCUCAAACUAGCUCAAGCAGGAGGCGAGUAGAACUGAAUUUUGAUCUCCAUAGAUAUACAGUGCAUUCUUUCAAACUAAAUUGUGCUCGGAAGGCAUUGAGUCGGUUUCCAAUACAUGGGAGGAAGAAGUUUCAUGUUGUAAUGCCACAGCACACUUAAAGGAUGUUUACAAUGCUGAAGGACACUGCAAAGAAUGCAUCUCAUCACCAACUCUAAUAAUGUAGAAGAAUAAUAUAAUUUGGUGCUUUGCAGUAUAUAUUUUACUUGCACUAUCAGAAUGUGUUGUAUUAUGGCCAGUUGCACAGUAAUUUUAUAUUACUGUGGAAACACCCAGAUAUUAGUAAUUAUGCUGACAACAUUUAAAAUUAACAUACGGGUUACCAUUUGUUAUGUUCUCACUUAUUUUGUAUUAGGAAUUACAUGCCUGUGUUAAAUGCCAAGUCAGUGUAUAUGUGAAAAUUACUGUAUCAUUAUGUAGUGCAAUAAAUGAUUUUUACUGUA
This is a messenger RNA of Pangasianodon hypophthalmus (striped catfish), 2653 nucleotides long. It is a transcript of the gene fam149a, whose product is annotated as family with sequence similarity 149 member A. The record is from RefSeq and is a predicted model, not a curated record. Bases 203 to 2311 code for a protein of 702 amino acids. NCBI's taxonomy places the organism in Eukaryota, Metazoa, Chordata, Actinopteri, Siluriformes, Pangasiidae. The transcript has 16 exons.